CAAUAUGUAAAACAAGAUGGCAGCGCCCAUCUGAUGCAAUGCUUUUGAAACAUUAACACUGAAAUAGUUAAAUGCGGCGCGUGUUCAGUUGUGUUACAACUCGUUUUGCAAAUUUCAUUAAGCUAUCAAAAUUUUUGUACUCAACAAGAGCGGGGAACAUGAAUCUCAGUCCUGGAAAAGUCGUAAAAUUGAGCGUAAACGAUCAUAAGAGAGUGGUGGAGCAAGCUGCCGACAGCUUGUUAAAUGGUCAUAUCAUCACAGUACCCACAGACACAGUGUAUGGGAUAGCUGGUCUAGCCCAAAACUCAGAAGGCAUCAGCAGGAUAUACAAUAUUAAGAGAAGGAAUCUCCAGAAUCCCAUAGCAAUCAGUGUAGGCUGUGUACAGGACUUCUACAAGUGGAGUAAAGUAGUGGUACCUCAAGACCUGUUGGAGGAUUUGUUGCCAGGACCUGUGACAAUUGUUCUGGAGCGGUCUUCUAACUUAAAUACAGAUCUGAACCCAGGUACAGACCUUGUUGGUAUUCGCAUUCCAAAUCAUCCUUUCAUCAUAGAUCUUGCUCAGAAAUGUGGGGGACCAAUAGCACUUACAAGUGCCAAUAUAUCAUCAACCAAAAGUACUCUCAAUAUUCAGGAAUUCGAGGAACUGUGGCCCAAGUUAGAUCUGAUAUGUGAUGGAGGCCAACUAGGAGACACAGAAUUUUCAAGGCGUGGCUCUACUGUUGUAGAUUUGUCUGUCAGAGGAAAAUAUAAAAUAAUUAGGGAUGGAAGUGCAAAGAAAGAGACAGUUGAAUUGCUUGAAGGAAAAUAUAGUCUGGUGGAAAAUACUUGAUAAUUGCUACAGUUGUAGCAACUUGACAUUGAACAAUUACUCUGUGAUAUUAUCCCAUCUUGCAUAACUUAUUACACAUGUACAAUAGCUAGACAUGCACAAAUAAACAUGUAAGGAGCACUGGUUGUACAGGAAGUUACAUGUAUCAUCUUUGUUCAGGCAUUUAUUUUACCUCUAACACUACCCUAAUUGUAAGAUGAACUUUCUCUGUCUCACCAGUAAAGCUGGAAAGAUGCCACAUGGUCUUUACGGUGUUGGUGUGAUGUAAAACCGGACCAAAAACAAAAAACACUUGCCCUGCUUUGAAUUUAGAGCUAUUUAUUGGUAUUUUAAGUGUUUCUUCAAUAUAAAAGAACUAGACUUAAACAGAAAACUGUAUAGACUACAUAAAUACUGGAACGCACAUAAUUUCAUGAAUUUUUAUGGUUAUGUCAAAAAAGACAGUUCUAUAGGUUCUUAGAUUUGAGGAUUGUUGAAUUUUGCAAAUAAAGUAAAAUGCAAAUAACAUUCAUUUAAAGCAAAAUAAUAAGGAUAAAUAGAGGAUAUUUGUUUGUUUUGCAUGUAAGAUUGAAAUAUAAUUUCACUGAGUGAACACCAGAUGCAAUAUUUUCACGAGUGGCGUAGCCACGAGUGAAAAUAUAAUAGCUGGUGUUCACGAAUGAAAUAUAUUUCAUUA
Ruditapes philippinarum (Manila clam) is the source of this 1506-nucleotide messenger RNA. RefSeq names its product threonylcarbamoyl-AMP synthase-like. Gene Ontology annotation, biological process: regulation of translational fidelity. Gene Ontology annotation, cellular component: cytoplasm. The record is from RefSeq and is a predicted model, not a curated record. Gene Ontology annotation, molecular function: nucleotidyltransferase activity; tRNA binding; double-stranded RNA binding. Lineage: Eukaryota; Metazoa; Mollusca; Bivalvia; Venerida; Veneridae. The transcript has 5 exons. The coding region runs from base 72 to 830 and encodes 252 amino acids.